AUGCCUAGCCCUCGGCCUUCCAAACGACAGCGAAUUUGCCGGGCAUGCGAUCAAUGUCGUCGGCGAAAGUCCAAGUGUGACGGGGGACAGCCUACUUGCUCCAUCUGCCACACGGCAAAUCGUACUUGCAGUUAUCAAAAUGGCGGUGGGCGACGAGGCUUGGCCCCUGGAUAUGUUCGAAGCUUGGAAACAGUCCUUGGGCUUGUUCUGCAGCAUGUGCCGAACAGUGAGAGAACAGUGCAUGAUCUUUUGACAAAGUCGAGAAACAAUGACCACUUCCUCUCUAGAGAUCCUGCAACAAUCUGGCGACAGUCCCGCCUUGUCAAAUAUUUGUCCAGAUUGAUUGAGAAUGAUUCUCAAGAGCAUUUAACAACAGCCGCUUAUGAUGAAUCAGAAUGGGAUACCUUGGAGACAAUCAACACAACCGGCGUGGUUACUGCUGGUACUGAGCCUGCAACCUCGGGCGUGAAUGAGCCUUCCAUGCCGCAAGAAAUUCGAAAUGCUGGAACAAACCAGCCGGAUUGUCUGUUUCUACCGUUUCCACCGGAUACACUCAGCAUGCUAGAGAAUUAUUUCACAUAUACGCACUGCUGGUUCCCAAUUCUGGAGCGCCGUGAUCUAUUUCGGACAAUGCAUACCAGUCUCGGACCCGAAGCUAGCCCAAGUCAUGUUUCAAGCUUAGUUCUGUGGGCAGUCGUAGCUUACGAAUCAUCCACAAAAAAUGGCACAGACUCAAAGCAGCCAGAUCCUUUGCGAAUACAACAAUCAAUCUGCGGACGAGUUAUGACUCAUUCGCCAAAUUUGGAACUCGGACACAUACAAGCAGUCAUUAUUCUCGCUCUCCUCCAGCUGAGGCUAGGUGAUAUCAAAAAUUCGUGGAGGCUUGCUGGUCAGGCUUCCAGAAUGCUGGUGACUUUGCCGAUGACUUCUAAGAACAACCGAUAUCGUAAUACUUUCCAUGGAUGCAUUCUACUUGACAACAUUUUGUCCGCUGUUUUGAACAAAGCACCGUGCAUGUCAUUGGAAGAGCAACAGAAAGAAGGGCCAAUCAACGAAGAUACCAUAGAAGAGUGGGAUGUAUGGUCGGUACCCCAACGAGCUUCAGAGGGUGGAUAUCAAAAUACGCCCAAAGGGCCCCUGCGAGCCUUGAGCAUUUUUAAUAGCCUCCGUCAGAUCAUGAUGUAUCUGGCUCGAAUCUUAUACAUGUCGACCAAUCUGCUGCGCGCAGAUGAGCGCGAGUUGUCAGCUACUCUACAAGCCGUUGAGGCCCUACAGAAAGUAUCUGUUGAGAAAUACCCACACACCAGAGGCUCAGAGUACAACAAUCCCUCAUUACUCACAUUGCAUCUCACAUGCCUCUUUGUGAAGUUGGAUUCCUUGAAAAGAAGCCCAACGCAUGACAUGACCGAAAAGGCCUUGCUUGUCAAUCUUGUCCAAUCCAGUAUUAAUUUGUUGGAUAGAUAUUUGGAAUUAACUGGCGCAGUACAUUUAUCACCCCUCCUGUGUUGCUUUGCUCUACAAUGUCAGCAGUGCUUUAGUAUUGUUCAUCCUGAUAUUGACUCAGAUGAAAGACGGGCCUUCGAAAACCGACUUCGUUUGUACCUGCAGAAUUUGGAGGCCGGGAUGGGAACUCUCCAGAGAUUUGUUAAUGUACAAUCUACAAGAGUCGAGAAUGUUCGAAUUGACGCCUUUUCUAAUGGGGUUGUCCACCCACCUGAUUUACAAAUGUUGGAAACGCACCCGGAAAAUUCCAUCAUUGCCCCAGCGAAUCCCGCUGUCGAUACUUGUGCUAUUUCAACUUUGCAAUCACCGGCAGGGAUUACUUUUGCAGAAACCGAGGGAUUUGAUGCCUUGUUCGAGGAAAUGGUCACCUCCAUUCCGAUGAACAGACAACAACCUCUUUUCGCUCAAAAUCUAGGCUUUUACGCUGGUGAUUUGGAUCAAGACUUUUUGGAGCAACUUCAACAGCCGGCGGACGGCUGA
Penicillium coprophilum is the source of this 1983-nucleotide messenger RNA. RefSeq names its product Zn(II)2Cys6 transcription factor. Bases 1 to 1983 code for a protein of 660 amino acids. NCBI's taxonomy places the organism in Eukaryota, Fungi, Ascomycota, Eurotiomycetes, Eurotiales, Aspergillaceae. The record is from RefSeq and is a predicted model, not a curated record. The transcript is spliced from 2 exons. Gene Ontology annotation, molecular function: zinc ion binding; DNA-binding transcription factor activity, RNA polymerase II-specific; DNA binding. Gene Ontology annotation, biological process: positive regulation of transcription by RNA polymerase II; DNA-templated transcription.